Chrysoperla carnea is the source of this 962-nucleotide messenger RNA. RefSeq lists its product as uncharacterized. The transcript is spliced from 5 exons. NCBI's taxonomy places the organism in Eukaryota, Metazoa, Arthropoda, Insecta, Neuroptera, Chrysopidae. The coding region runs from base 16 to 840 and encodes 274 amino acids. The record is from RefSeq and is a predicted model, not a curated record.
UUAUUUUGCGUCAAAAUGAAAUUUGCGCUAGUAGUUGCGAUUGUAGCAUUAGCUACCAGUAUUUAUGCUUCACCACAAGAAGGAUAUUCAACAAAAUACGAUAAUAUUGAUUUGGAUUCGAUUCUUAAUAAUAAUCGAUUAUUGGAUGCUUACAUUACAUGUUUGCUAGGAAAUGGAAAAUGUACUCCAGAAGGUGUAGAAUUAAAAAAAUAUUUUAAAGAUGGUAUUGAAACUUGCUGCAGUAAAUGUUCUGAUAAACAAAAGAAAGGAUCGAAAAAGAUAAUCAGCGACUUAAAAAUGAAUAAACCUGAAAAAUUGGCAGAAAUCAAAGCUAAAUUUGAUCCAACUGGUGAAUACGAAAAAGCAUGCAGAAAACAAUUAUCAUUUAGUUUGGGUAAAAGAACCUUUGUUACUGAUUAUUUAUACAAAUUUUGUUGCAACAAUCUAAAAAAAAAAAUGAAAUACGCAGUAGUGUUUGUGUUUGUAGCAUUAGCUACCAUUGUUUACGCUUUACCUAAGCCAGACGAAGAUAAAUAUCCAACGAAAUACGAUAGUAUCGAUAUUGAUUCAAUUCUAUCGAAUGAACGAUUAUUACAAAAUUAUAUUGAUUGUAUUGAAGGUGCUGGAAAAUGUACCGCGGAAGGUGAAGAAUUAAAAAAACAUUUUGGAGACGCUCUUGAAACGUGCUGUUCAAAAUGUUCAGACAAACAAAAGGAAGGAGUCAAGAAAGUAUUCGCCCAUUUGGAAAAAGAAAAACCAGACAAAUUAAAAGAACUCAAAGCCAAAUAUGAUCCAGAAGGUACCAAGGAAAAAGAAUGCAAAGACAAAAUUAAAGCUUAAAAAAUUUAACUACAAAAAUUUAACUGUCGAUAAUAAAUUGAUUUAGUGUUCAAUUCUAAAAUGUACCUUUUCUAUUGUUAAAAAAAAUUCGAGUUAAUCUUAAAUAAAAAUUUAUUUUCCUG